Molecule: messenger RNA, 456 nt
Organism: Alternaria postmessia
Lineage: Eukaryota; Fungi; Ascomycota; Dothideomycetes; Pleosporales; Pleosporaceae
Exons: 3
Coding region: 1-456 (151 amino acids)
Source: RefSeq, a predicted model, not a curated record
AUGUCACUCGCACCACCUUUUACUCAAGAAUCCGCCCAUGCCAAGGUCAAGAAGGCACAGGACCUCUGGAAUGGCCAGGAUCCCAAGGCAAUCGCACAAGCCUAUACACCCGACUGUAUUUGGCGCAAUCGAUCGUCUUUCCUCUCUGGUACGGCGGAGAUUGAAAACUUCUUAACAAAGAAGUGGGAGAAGGAGAAGAAUUACCAGCUGCGCAAAGAACUAUUUGCCUUUACUGACAACAAAAUCGCCGUGCAAUUCUGGUAUGAGUUCCAAGAUGCCCAUGACGGCAUGAAGUGGAAGCGUUGCUAUGGUCUCGAGGAUUGGACAUUUGCAGAAGACGGGAAGAUGCGCAAGCGGCAGAUGAGCGGUAACGAUAUCGAGAUUGGUGAAACCCAACGAUGGUUCAAGGACGGUGUGGACGUGAACGCAGUCGAGAUUAGUGAGUCUCAUUGGUAA